This is a messenger RNA of Phlebotomus argentipes, 581 nucleotides long. RefSeq names its product ubiquitin-like FUBI-ribosomal protein eS30 fusion protein (gene RpS30). The transcript is spliced from 4 exons. Gene Ontology annotation, molecular function: structural constituent of ribosome. Lineage: Eukaryota; Metazoa; Arthropoda; Insecta; Diptera; Psychodidae. The coding region runs from base 31 to 522 and encodes 163 amino acids. Gene Ontology annotation, biological process: translation. The record is from RefSeq and is a predicted model, not a curated record. Gene Ontology annotation, cellular component: ribosome; cytosolic small ribosomal subunit.
UUCAAAGAAUUUUUUGAAAGACGCGCCAAAAUGCACAAUAGGCCUUUUUCGCAGCGGCAACACUAUUUCGAUAUUGUCGCCAUAUUGUCUUUCUUUUUCGAUGUGUGGUGUCUAGAAACAAGACUAAUCAUGCAGCUCUACAUUCGUGGCGAGAAAACUCAUGUUCUCAAUGUUGAGAUCUCUGAUACAAUUGGCGAGUUGAAGGCCAAGCUGGCAAUCUUGUCCAGUGAGGAGUGCGAAGACAUCUGCUUGACAUGCGAAGGAACUCCCCUGACCAAUGAUUCUCUCGUGUCUUCGCUCACAUCCUGUGAACUGGACCUGACCUUGCCACUUCUCGGUGGUAAAGUGCACGGAUCUUUGGCUCGUGCCGGAAAGGUCAAAGGACAGACACCGAAGGUGGAUAAGCAGGAGAAGAAAAAGAAGAAGACUGGCCGUGCCAAGCGAAGGAUCCAGUACAAUCGUCGCUUCGUGAAUGUCGUUCAAUCCUUCGGCCGUCGCAGGGGACCCAAUGCCAAGUCCUAAAGUGAGAAUGUCUUGAUUUAUUAUUCUUUGCUGAAUAAUAUCACCUUCUAUAAAAAUUA